AUGACCGCACCUCAUCGCUUCGUCAGGUUUGUCCACCAUCUUGGCGACACACUGAACGAUAGUGUAGAUACAUAUACUACGGGCUUGCGACAUAUGACUUCCAUCGUGAGCCCGUCCUUGCUCGCCGCUCGUCGUACUAUUGGCCGGCUUUUGAUCGCCCGUAAGACGCCACACAUAGCAGACGACCUACGGUAA
Messenger RNA from Baudoinia panamericana UAMH 10762, 195 nucleotides. RefSeq lists its product as uncharacterized. The transcript has a single exon. The coding region runs from base 1 to 195 and encodes 64 amino acids. The record is from RefSeq and is a predicted model, not a curated record. Lineage: Eukaryota; Fungi; Ascomycota; Dothideomycetes; Mycosphaerellales; Teratosphaeriaceae.